Molecule: messenger RNA, 1263 nt
Organism: Hemibagrus wyckioides
Lineage: Eukaryota; Metazoa; Chordata; Actinopteri; Siluriformes; Bagridae
Product: piggyBac transposable element-derived protein 3-like
Exons: 2
Coding region: 1-1263 (420 amino acids)
Source: RefSeq, a predicted model, not a curated record
AUGGUUGAGGGAGAUUCAGAUCUGGAACUGUCAGAUGAGGAAAAUGCUGAGGAUGAGGUUGCUCCUGCUGAAGAAGAGAUAGAAAGCUCAGAAGAAGAGGCAGGAGGCUCAUCAGAUGAGCUGACAGACACAGAUGAACAGGAAAACCGUCGUCCUCUGUGGGCCAAGACCAGCAUAUUCAAACCUGUGCUGCCCAGGCCUCCUGACUGUCAAGAGGACCCCACCAUUCGUAGAAACUGGAGUCCUAUUCAGUACUUUUCACAGUACAUUGACAACAAAGUCUUUGAAGACUUGGCAACAUUUACAAAUCAGAGAGAGCUACAGACAAAGGGUAUCUCGUUCAACACCACCGCUGAAGAAAUGAGGAUCUUCUUUGGGAUUUCGAUCCACAUGGCCUGCCUUGGCUUUCCCAGAAUCAAAAUGUUUUGGGCCAGCAAAACCAAAGUGCCAAUAAUAAGCCAGAAAAUGACAAGGAACAGGUUGUUCAAGUUAAGAAACUCACUGAAAAUUGUCAAUGACCUGGAUGUAACAGAGGAAACAAAGAAGAAAGACAUUCUUUGGAGAGUCAGGCCACUUCUGGACAGAGUAAGGCGAGGCUGCCUUGGCCUCCGGAAACCAGGAAGAAUCUGCAUUGAUGAGCAGAUGAUCCCUUUUACGGGCCGCUGUCCCAUCAGGCAGUUUGUUCCAGGCAAGCCAUACCCUACUGGUUUAAAGGUUUUUGUACUUGCUUCUCCAGAUGGUCUGAUGCUGGACUUUGAAGUUUAUCAAGGGAAGGAUACAUUUUCUGAUCGAAGGAUGGGAAUUGGGGCAGCAGCAGUCCUACGCAUGGUUGAAACUAUUCGCAAAGGAAGUCACCUGUACUUCGACCGCUACUUCACAUCAGUUAACCUCAUGGAUAAAUUGCUGGCCAACGGCCUUCCAGCAACUGGAACCAUAACAAAAAACCGUCUCCCAAAGACGUGCCGGUUGCCUGAUGACAAACAACUGAAAAGAGAAGGGAGGGGAGCGUCAGUGAUGGUAGUCAGGAGAAGUCCUGAGUUGGCCAUCACAAAAUGGUAUGACAACAAGCCUGUGCUGAUGGUUUCUACUGCACAUGGAAAAGAUCCUGAAGAUGUCUGCACCAGAUGGUCGAAUAAAGACAAAGUCCAGGUCCAAGUGAGAAGACCCGCAGUCAUUAGAGAGUACAAUGUCAACAUGGGUGGUGUGGACCUCUGUGACCGCAUGCUGAGCUUCUAUCUCAUGGCAAGCAGAACCAAGAAAUGA